AAAUUACUGUUACUGUGGAUUGGUAUAUCAAUAUUUGUUUGCCAAAAGUCAUCACCGAGCUUCGAAAAGUCAGCCCCGAAAGAAGAAUCAUCCUCCACCAAGACAAUGCACACAGCCCAUAAAACAAAGCAGUAUUUAACGGAAGAAAACGUGGAAUUAUUGGACCAUCCUCCAUAUAGUCCCGAUCUAAGUCCUAUCGAUUUCUUUACUUCCCCGAAAAUUAAAAACAGACUGCGUGGUCAGAGGUUCCAGUCACCAGAAGAAGGAGUUGACGCAUUCAACAAUGCCGUUUUAUAG
Molecule: messenger RNA, 297 nt
Organism: Acanthoscelides obtectus
Lineage: Eukaryota; Metazoa; Arthropoda; Insecta; Coleoptera; Chrysomelidae
Source: the annotation of a GenBank genome assembly